CCCAUGAAGGCAUAAACCUUACCGAAGAACCCGCAGGCGCCAAGCCCAUCGGCGGUGGGCAUUCUAUGAAAUUUAGUUGUCGCUGACGCCUGACUGAACUGAACACACUGACGUUUACCUCAGCCACUGCCAUAGCCGUCGCAGAAAUGAAGCUGAAGGUAGUGUGCAAGAAAGUGUACGAUUACAUUCGCUACGAUCUCAAAGAAAUCGCUUUCCCUUCGUCGUUGCCCGAUCCCCCUCAUAUAAAAAAACGUCGUAAGCUCACUUGGCAUGAGCGAUUCUUGGUGUUGAAGGAAGCCUCUAGGCUUUAUGCUGCGAGCUGGGUCCGGGACAUCGGUCCGGAGCUUCGGCCAAAUGAUUAUAAGAAGCAUGAAGAGAGUGAGAGUGAGAGUGAGGAUAAGCCCAGUGGAGCAAAAAGUAAGACUAAAGAGAAAGAACCAUCGACGUUGGAAGAUCUUGCGGUGGCUGCCAGAGGGGGAAUGGAGACACUAAGGCCCGCUUUGCAACGGGUGUACAUGACAAGAGCUUCUGCCUAUAGAGAUGGUCUAAAAAGUUUUAUAGAAGGGUAUCAAGAAGGUGUCCAACAGGUCAUGGAGAAGAAGGAGGAAUCUAAUAAAUCUCAACAAGAAGGCAAUGCACCUAAAAAUUGACCUUGACCUUUCGUAGGAUACAAUAUAUAUGUUUUUUCUUCUCCAGCUCAUUUCAUAGAGUAUUCACGCAACUUUUGGAGCUUUCUACAGCUCAGAUUGUUGUGAGCUGCUAGCAUGAUCUAUCCCAUUCAAAGGUUUUACCUUUAAUGUAAAGCAAAACUGGAGAGCUAUAGAUAUACUGGAAAAUGUUUUGUAUAGCUAGUUUCUUUUCAGUUACCUAUCCAUUGGUAGUGCUGAAUUUAUUUUCC
Messenger RNA from Alnus glutinosa, 898 nucleotides. RefSeq lists its product as uncharacterized. The coding region runs from base 147 to 650 and encodes 167 amino acids. NCBI's taxonomy places the organism in Eukaryota, Viridiplantae, Streptophyta, Magnoliopsida, Fagales, Betulaceae. The record is from RefSeq and is a predicted model, not a curated record. The transcript is spliced from 4 exons.